AAAUAAAAAAAAAAACAUCUUUCCCAAAUAAAGAAUUUUAAUUGAGUGAAAAUAACUAGAUUUUAUAAAAUCUCUUACAAUAAAUUUUGUUUUUUUUUUUUUUUUUGUGUAAAUAUAAGAAUAAAUUUGAUGUUAUUUUGAUUAUAUCAAAAUUUUACAAUAGGAAAUUUGGUGUGGUUUGGAUCAAGUCUUAGAAAUCUCAAAUACGCCUCUUUUUUAAGUUAAGAAAAAGAAAUUAAAGAUAAAAUACGUUUUUUCAAUUUUUGUAAUUCUUUUCUUCUGUAUUUAUUAAAGUGUGGACUAAAUUUUUAAGGAAAAAAUGCUUGUUCUAGUAUUGGGUGAUUUACAUAUACCGCAUAGAUGCAGUAGUUUACCAGGAAAAUUUAAAAAAUUAUUAGUACCAGGUCGAAUACAUCAUAUACUUUGUACUGGAAAUUUAUGUACAAAAGAAUCAUAUGAUUAUUUAAAAACAUUAGCAAAUGAUGUACAUAUUGUUCGUGGUGAUUUUGAUGAAAAUUUGAAUUAUCCUGAGCAAAAAGUUGUAACUGUUGGUCAAUUUCGUAUUGGUUUAUCACAUGGUCACCAGGUUGUUCCUUGGGGUGAUCCAGAAGCUUUAGCUUUAAUACAAAGACAAUUAGAUGUUGACAUAUUAAUAUUCGGUCAUACUCAUAAAUUUGAAGCAUUUGAACAUGAAAAUAAGUUUUAUAUUAAUCCUGGUUCUGCAACAGGAGCAUACAAUCCAUUGGAAAAUUAUGUAACACCUUCUUUUGUAUUAAUGGAUAUACAAAGUACAACUGUUGUAACAUAUGUUUAUCAAUUACUUGGUGAUGAUGUUAAAGUUGAAAGGAUAGAAUAUAAAAAAAGCUAGGAAAAUUUUUUAGUGUUUACAUUUAACUACGGAAAAUAAAGACCUAUUUUUUUGUUUCCUAAUUUAAAAAUUAUAUUAUAUAUAUACAUAUAUAUUUAUAUAUAAUUAAAUAAGCUAAAAACAUUAUUAAGUAAAAAAAAUAUUUCUUAAAAGCAUUAAGUAAAACAAAUUUAUUCUUCAUAUGUAUAUGUACAGUUUCUGAAUUGUACAUUUUUUCUUUUCUAUUUUAUACAAAAAAUAUUUUAUUUCUACAAUUUAUAAUUUAACACAGUAUAUAUACAUGUAUAUUUUCUUGUUUUUCAUUAAAUUUUUUUUUUUUUAAAUAAAACAAUAUUGUAAAAACAUUUCUAAAUGAAAUAAUAAAAAGAAAAAUAUAAGG
Molecule: messenger RNA, 1247 nt
Organism: Condylostylus longicornis
Lineage: Eukaryota; Metazoa; Arthropoda; Insecta; Diptera; Dolichopodidae
Gene: Vps29
Product: vacuolar protein sorting-associated protein 29
Exons: 4
Coding region: 320-868 (182 amino acids)
Biological process (GO): retrograde transport, endosome to Golgi; intracellular protein transport
Cellular component (GO): retromer complex; endosome
Source: RefSeq, a predicted model, not a curated record